Molecule: messenger RNA, 1382 nt
Organism: Mucor mucedo
Lineage: Eukaryota; Fungi; Mucoromycota; Mucoromycetes; Mucorales; Mucoraceae
Product: mitochondrial genome maintenance protein
Exons: 6
Coding region: 431-1252 (273 amino acids)
Biological process (GO): recombinational repair; interstrand cross-link repair
Cellular component (GO): mitochondrial chromosome; mitochondrial nucleoid
Molecular function (GO): single-stranded DNA binding
Source: RefSeq, a predicted model, not a curated record
CCACAACUCCUUUAAUGUUCAUGACAAAGAAACUGAUAAGCAUUAAAGAAGAAGAGAAAAGGUAAAAAGAAUCACAAAACUACUUUAAUAAAACCGAUCAAUGAUCUAUAUCUACGAAUGUUACAAAAGUAUACAUGGCAUAUUCGCACCCAAAUUCAUUAUAUUUACUGCAGCAAACUUCUAAAAAUGGGAUGUAAAUUCUAUUUAUGCUAUAAAUGACUACUAUUCAAGGUGAUGAUAACACGCUUUGUCCAUGUACUAACGCGAACUUAGUCUUGUUGAAGGUGUACAUUUAUGAUUUAUGAGCCUGUCAGUUAAAAUCGGAGUGUAACUGUGACAGGUUUUCCUCCUUCCAUGCAGCCCAGUCGCGUAGUCAAAAAAAAAGGCACCCUCCUUACAUUUUUUCUUUUGUCUCGAGUAAUAACAAUAAAUGCAAGCAUUUGGAGGUUUGAAAAGAAUUGCGACGGUUCCACAGUGGACUCGUGCAGUGUCCACUACUCGAUUUGUAAAGAUCGCUAAAAAAGAAACGGUGACACCUUACAGCAACAACAUAUCCAAAGUAAAAGUGACUAAAGAAGCAGAAAAACCUGUAUUAAGGGAUGUCGAACCUGUUGUCAGAGAGGCUAUUGCAGAAAAACCAGUCAUGAAAGAAAUUGUCAGUGCAGCUCAACAGCAUUUUCCUACCACCAAAGAAUUUGACACACCUUCUGAAGAACCACAAGAAGUAGGACACAAUUGGUCGUCUUCUUUCUUUGGUCUUUCAACUGAGAAAUUUCCUCGAGAAGUGGCAGAUAUCUUGCUUGAACCUAUUAAUGCUGAUGAUAUUGAGAUUAAGCCUGAUGGGUUGAUAUAUUUACCAGAGAUCAAAUACAGACGUAUAUUAAAUCGAGCUUUUGGACCGGGUGGAUGGGGACUAGCACCGCGUGGAGAGCACACAAUUUCACCCAAGAACAUUUCACGUGAGUAUGCAUUAAUCUGCAGCGGAAGAUUUGUAUCACAGGCGAGAGGCGAGCAAGAUUUCUUUGAUAUCUCUGGUUUACCCACAGCAUCUGAAGGUUGUAAAAGUAAUGCGUUGAUGCGUUGUUGUAAGGAUUUGGGUAUUGCAUCAGAGUUAUGGGAUCCUGUAUUUAUACGUAAAUUCAAAAAGAAGUAUGGUGUGGAGGUGUGGGCUGAACAUGUUACAACCAAAAAGAAGAAGAGAUUAUGGAGAAAGAAGGAUGAUGUCUUGGAGUAUCCUUAUAAAGAAAAUUAAAUAGCCUUUUUUUGCGUAAAGUCAAUAAAGUGUUUUGGUCCAAUCAGUCCAAUUGUAGUAUAAAUAAGGAUCUAUUUUUUUUUUCUUCCACUUUCUCUUUCUCACAUUAUCUUUUUUUUUAUAUUCUAAU